Molecule: messenger RNA, 601 nt
Organism: Drosophila arizonae
Lineage: Eukaryota; Metazoa; Arthropoda; Insecta; Diptera; Drosophilidae
Gene: l(3)87Df
Product: cytochrome c oxidase assembly factor COX20 lethal (3) 87Df
Biological process (GO): mitochondrial respiratory chain complex IV assembly
Cellular component (GO): mitochondrial inner membrane; mitochondrion
Source: RefSeq, a predicted model, not a curated record
GAAACACUGUUCAUAAACAGCUGUUCGCCGCGUUUUGUAGGGACUUUACUGCAGAAAAAGUUAAAUUUAAAUUUGUUUAAUAAAAAUGUUAGAUGACGCGCCAGAGGAGCCCAACAAGAGCUUCUAUAUAUUUGGACGCGAUGUUGCUCAGAUACCUUGCUUUCGUAACAGUUUUCUUUAUGGCAUCAGCGGCGGCAUAGGUGUCGGUGUUUUGGCAUUUUUGGGCACCUCCCGACCCCACCUGGCCACACAUAUUGGUUUUGGCUCUUUCUUUUGUGGCACAAUAGUCUAUUGGAUGGCCUGCAGGUAUCAAUGGUCGGUGCGGCGYUUCGAACAACAACAACUGCGCGAGGCCAUGCGCCGGCAGGCCAUGUACGAGGGCACAAAAGUCGAGCGUGAGCUGGAUAUUAAGUCGGCGUAACACGUCGGAUAUAUAUUAUAUAUACGAGCAUACUUCGAUAAACUGGCUAAAUCUGUAGAUACAUUAAGACGAGUUGUAGCUGAAUCAUUUUUUGUAUGUAUAUAAGAUGCUAUCAUAUGUAAAUUGUUUUAAGAUUCAAAACUUUACUGUCGAGAACGUUUAAUGCGCCGAGUGGUAUAU